Molecule: messenger RNA, 1378 nt
Organism: Punica granatum (pomegranate)
Lineage: Eukaryota; Viridiplantae; Streptophyta; Magnoliopsida; Myrtales; Lythraceae
Source: RefSeq, a predicted model, not a curated record
CGCCGUGGCGGAACCUGAAGAAUGACGGUGAUGACCAACUACCACUUCCACCCUUCCAUGGAGGUCGGGUGGGUGGCAGAGGAUCAUCCCAUACCCAAACCAGACCAAACCGUUGCCUCUCUCUCUCUCUCCGUUGACUGGAGAGCUAAAUUCCGCUUGCGGGAAAGCUGAUUAAGGCCAGUUUUUGAGGAGAGAGAGCCCGAAAUCGGCGCCGAGCUGUUCGAACCAUUUGGACCGAGCAAUUCCUUCUUCUUCUCCUCCUCCUCCUCCUAUCCUUUUCACCACACAUCAAUCACCUCUCCCGUCCCGUCCCCUUCUCUUCUCUCUCUCUUACUGUGCAGCGAUUCGUGCGGUCUAGGGCAAAUGACCUGCCUCGUCUCGGGGAUUAUGCAGCGUUGUUGUCCCAAAUUGAUUGCAGUUGAUCACUGAAUCGGAUUUUAGUCUUCCCGCCUCACCAUGUCCAACGCCGGCCAGCAAUUGAUCUCCGUUCAUCCCGACGAGCUCAAGUUCAUCUUUGAGCUGGAAAAGCAAAGCUUUUGCGAUCUUAAAGUUGUGAACAACACCGAACAUCAUGUCGCUUUUAAGGUUAAAACUACUUCUCCUAAGAAGUACUUCGUCCGACCCAACACCAAUGUUAUUCAACCUUGGGAUGCGUGUUUCAUUAGAGUCACUCUCCAAGCUCAACUUGAAUGUCCGCCUGAUAUGCAAUGCAAAGACAAAUUCCUCCUCCAGAGUACGAUAGUUCCUCCCCAUUCAGAUAUUGAUGAUCUUUCUCCGGACACUUUCAAUAAGGAUGGAGGAAAAGUAGUAGAGGAGUGCAAGCUCAAGGUUGUUUAUGUUGCUCCUAACUCAGCAUCCGCUGAUGCAAUAAGGAACACCUCCCGUGGAACUCCUGAUAACUCCUCCAAUCAGGCAAUUCAGCGUGCAAAAGAGGAGAGAGAUGCAGCUAUUCGACAGACACAACAGUUGCAGCAGGAGCUGGAUAUGUUGAAGAGAAGAAGGCUGCAAAAGACUGACCCGGGCUUUUCCUUCAAAUUUGCACUCUUUGUGGCUCUCAUCGGACUUAUGGUUGGAUUCCUUUUGAACCUCUCGCUGUCUUCACCUUCAUCGGAAUGAUUGGCCCUUCUACUAUGGCUCCAGGAGAGUAUUUUUGGCUGUUACUCCUGUAAAAUUUUGCGGUUAACGUCGGAACCAAACCAAGGGUUUGUUUUGCUUAUAUUGUUCCUCUUCCUGCUGUAAAUCUCUUCACGCCGUAUUUGUGGUUUCACUGUGUCUGGUUUCUAGAAAGCCUGUGAUACUAUCAAUAUAUCAUCUUAUUUUUCUAAUCAGCAUAGUAAAGUUGCAUGCAAUGAGGAAUAAAUCAAUUGUUGCUGCCGGA